Molecule: messenger RNA, 3403 nt
Organism: Marmota monax (woodchuck)
Lineage: Eukaryota; Metazoa; Chordata; Mammalia; Rodentia; Sciuridae
Gene: Znf579
Product: zinc finger protein 579
Exons: 2
Coding region: 1336-3000 (554 amino acids)
Source: RefSeq, a predicted model, not a curated record
ACCACGCUCGGCCCCCUCCCUCCCCGCCACCACCGUCCGCGUUCGGCCGGCCGCGGGGAAGGAAGAAAGGAGCGAAGGAGGCGGAGGUAAGACCCGGCGCCCAGCAGCCAGAGCAAGCCCCAGGCCCCGGGCUGAGAAACCCGCAAGGCCGCCACCCGCCGCCCAAUUCUGCAGAUCAUGCUUGCGGGGAGCCGCAGGCUGGGCCCUGAGCGGAUCGCCCCCUCCGGGACCUAGGGCCCCUGUCGCGGCAGCCUCCGCCCCCCGGACCCGUCGACCGGUCCAGGGUCGGGCCCUCAGCCUCCUCCUCCCUGGGGAUCUCCAGCAUCCAGGCUCCCAGACCCCUCCUCCCCUUGCUCUGGAGCCCGACCCCCUCCCCCAACCCCCUCCUCCACCUGGAUCCCGGAACUCUGUGUCCUACCUACCAGGCGGUUAGACCACCCAUCCCAUCCAGUCCACACCCAGAAGUCCAGACCCCAGGUCCUUCCUCCCCCAGACCCAGAAGUCCAGACCUCAGCUUCAGACCCAGGGGUCCAGACUCCAGCCCUCCUCCUUCAGACCCAGGGGUCCAGGCCCAGCCUCCUCCCUCAGACCCAGGGUCCAGACCCAGGGGUCCAGGCCCAGCCUCCUCCUUCAGACACAGGGGUCCAGGCCCAGCCUCCUCCUUCAGACCCAGGGGUCCAGAUUACAGCCUCCUCCCUCAGACCCAGGGUCCAGCCCCCAGCCUCCUCCCUCAGAUUCAGGGGUCCAGCCCCAGCCCUCUGCCCUCAGACUGGGAGUCUGAGCUCUCCAAUUCCCUGGCGUCUGCAAGCCCCUGCCUCUGGGUGCAGACACUCCAUUUCCUGGGCCUCAAGACUUGAAAUCCCACCCCCUCCAUUUUGGCCCCUUGGGGGCUAGUUUCUGGCCUCUCCCAAAAAUCCCACCGUAGGGCCCUUGAGCAAAAGCAGCUGGCUGACUCUCUGUCUCCUCUCCUGUCUCCCGUUGUCCCUUCGGUCCCUGCCUCGACCCUCCCACUGGCCUGGUCUGCUUGCACUUUCUGCCCCUGGGUCUCUAAACCUCUCCCUUUCCCUCUCCUGGAUGCUCUCUCCAUUUGUGCUUCUUUGCUCCUCUUGUUUCUGAUUUUCCUGACUCUGUCCCAUCUCUGCUUCUGAUCUGGGUCUGUCUGCCCGUCGCUCACCUCUGCCCACCUUCCUGCCUUCCUCCUCCGUCCCUCCCCUCUCCCUGGGUGAGCGCUGACCCGCUGUCCCGCCUUUGCCUGUCUCUGUGGCUGCCCCUCUCUGCCACACCCCACAGACCUCCCUUCACCUCUGCCCGCCUCUCCCCUUUUUCCCCACAGACAUGGAUCCGCAGCCCCCUCCACCUGCCCAGGGCAGCCCACCACACCGGGGCCGGGGCCGGGGCCGUGGCCGGGGCCGGGGCCGGGGUCGUGGACGUGGCAGGGGAGGCGCUGGAGCCCCUCGGGCGCCCCUGCCCUGCCCCACAUGUGGCCGCCUCUUCCGCUUCCCUUACUACCUCUCCCGGCACCGGCUGAGCCACUCAGGCCUCCGUCCCCACGCCUGUCCCCUGUGCCCGAAGGCCUUCCGCAGGCCUGCCCAUCUCUCCCGCCACCUGCGAGGCCACGGGCCCCAGCCCCCGCUGCGCUGCGCCGCCUGCCCUCGCACCUUCCCGGAGCCCGCCCAGCUCAGGCGCCACCUGGCCCAGGAGCACGCGGGCGGCGAGGUUGAGCUGGCCAUCGAGAGGGCAGCCAAGGAGGCGGCCGAGUCCAGCUGGAGCCCUCAGGAGGAGGGCGCAGAGCAGCCAGCCACUGCAGUGGCCGCGGCCGCGGAGGAGGAGACAGCGUGGCCGGAGUCGUGGCCUGCCGGGGAUCCAGCCCCACUGGCCGCCCCCGAGAGCGUCGAGCCCCGGGAGGCGGAGGCGGAGGAGGCCGAGGCUGGGGCAGCCGAGCUGAGAGCCGAGCUGGCGCUGGCGGCCGGGCGGCAGGAGGAGAAGCAGGUCCUGCUCCAGGCCGACUGGACGCUGCUAUGCCUCCGCUGCCGCGAAGCCUUUGCCACCAAGGGCGAGCUCAAAGCGCACCCGUGUCUGCGCCCCGAGGGCGAACAGGAGGGUGAAGGGGGGCCCCCGCCACGCCCCAAGCGACACCAGUGCUCCAUCUGCCUCAAGGCCUUCGCCAGGCCCUGGUCCCUGUCGCGCCACCGGCUGGUCCACUCCACGGACCGCCCUUUUGUGUGCCCAGACUGCGGCCUAGCCUUCCGCCUCGCCUCCUACCUCCGCCAGCACCGCCGCGUCCACGGAGCGCUCAGCCUGCUGGCCCCGCUGCCCGGGGCGGGCAAGAAGGACGACAAGGCCUCAGGUGGACGGAACUCGGGGAAAGGGCCUGAGGGGGGCGAAGGGGCCGAGUGCGGGGGUGCCCCCGAAGGGGGAGAAGGCGGGCACAACGGAGGAGACACCGCCCCAGCCCGGCCCCCAGCGGGGGAGCCCCGCUUCUGGUGUCCCGAGUGCGGCAAAGGUUUCCGACGCCGGGCACACCUGCGGCAGCACGGUGUGACCCACUCGGGGGCGCGCCCCUUCCAGUGCGUGCGUUGCCAGCGGGAGUUCAAGCGGCUGGCGGACCUGGCCCGCCACGCGCAGGUCCACGCUGGCGGCCCGGCCCCGCACCCGUGCCCCCGCUGCCCACGGCGCUUCUCGCGAGCCUACAGCCUCCUUCGCCACCAGCGCUGCCACCGCGCAGAGCUGGAGAGGGCGGCAGCGCUGCAGGCGCUCCAGGCCCAGGCCGCGCCUUCGCCCCAGCCACCUGAGCAGGAUGCGGAAGGGCUCCCUCUGCCCCUCUCACACAUCAAGGAAGAGCCACCCUCCCCCGGGACCCCACCCCGGUCCCCUCCCGCUCCCCCCGUCUUCCUCAGCGCCUCCUGUUUCGACAGCCAAGACCACUCGGCCUUUGAGAUGGAGGAAGAAGAGGUAGACAGCAAAGCGCAUCUGCGCGGCCUGGGGGGCCUGGCCUCCUGACCCUCGUACCCACCCUCCGCCCCUCCGUUCGAGCUCUGGGUUCGCAGUAUGGAGGAGGGAAGUUGAAGGAGAGGCACCUCCUGUCUACCCUGCCCCAAGCCCUUGACACUAAGGAGAGGAGGCCCUGGGCCACCCACCGUCCCCAUUGCCCAUCCCUAGACCCCUGAUGCCGGUUAGGAACCGAUCGCCCCGACCCAUGUCUUAAGGCAGAACCACUUGGAAAAGGAGGCGGAGGACAUUUGGCCAGAGGGACUCAGACUGGUGGGUUUGCCCCAGCCUGCCUGUUCCCUGUGACAUACACUGGACACCAUCACCUCUUUGGAACUGCCAGACCCUGGGGGUUUCCAGUGAUCAAAGGUCUGUCCCUGUUCCUCUGUCUGUGAAUAAAUGUGAGUUCGUGAAA